Messenger RNA from Brachypodium distachyon (stiff brome), 663 nucleotides. RefSeq names its product cytochrome b-c1 complex subunit 6. Gene Ontology annotation, biological process: mitochondrial electron transport, ubiquinol to cytochrome c. The record is from RefSeq and is a predicted model, not a curated record. The transcript has 4 exons. The coding region runs from base 159 to 368 and encodes 69 amino acids. Lineage: Eukaryota; Viridiplantae; Streptophyta; Magnoliopsida; Poales; Poaceae.
GCCAUAGGCCGAACUCUCCCUCCUCGUCGAUCUCUCCACCCCCAUUCCUCGUCUCCGGCAAUUCCACUCGAAGGAAACCCUAGUCAUCCCCACCAAUCGUGUUGUUGACAUUCUUGGGGGCAAGGAGAAGGGCGCUAGAGAUCUCGCAACUAGCUACCAUGGCCGAUGAUGAACCUGUUGAUCAAAAGAAUUACCUCGAGGAGCGUUGCAAGCCGCAAUGUGUGAAACCACUGUAUGAGUAUGAGAGAUGUGUUAAGAGAGUCGAGAACGACGAAAGUGGGCAGAAGCACUGCACUGGGCAGUUCUUCGACUACUGGUCAUGCGUCGACAAGUGUGUAGCACCAAAGCUCUUUGAACAGCUCAAAUGAGAGACGGGGCGGCGCAGAUUGCCUUGCUCCCCAAUAAAUUGAUCCACUGCUUUGCUGUUCCUACUUUUGUUCGGAACAAGCUGUGUUGUUAUUUCUGUUUAUGCUGAACCUGCAGCAUGGAGCUUUGUCUCUCUGUUCCAAAAACUUGUUAGAACCUCAGAGGAGGGCAGCAAACACGAAUGUUUUGGCAGCUGGAGCAAAGAUUUUGUAUUUUAUUCGAGUGGAGUGGGCAAUUAUAUUCAUUGUCCAUUUUACCUGAAUUUGUGGACUUAAAUUGCUCAUGGAUUUUCAGGCA